Messenger RNA from Anas platyrhynchos (mallard), 6466 nucleotides. It is a transcript of the gene GABRB1, whose product is annotated as gamma-aminobutyric acid type A receptor subunit beta1. Gene Ontology annotation, molecular function: extracellular ligand-gated monoatomic ion channel activity; GABA-A receptor activity. Gene Ontology annotation, biological process: monoatomic ion transmembrane transport. The record is from RefSeq and is a predicted model, not a curated record. NCBI's taxonomy places the organism in Eukaryota, Metazoa, Chordata, Aves, Anseriformes, Anatidae. Gene Ontology annotation, cellular component: membrane.
GAGCACCCAGCCCCGCCGUGCCGGCGGCCCCCAUGACGGGCAGCGGGGCGGCGGGGGGCUGCGCGCAUGCGUUGGGCCGGCGGGGCUCGGUGCUCCGCUCCCCUCCGCUCCGCUCCGCUCCAACUUGCCCCCGGCGAGGCGGCGGUGGCAGGGGAGCUGCCGGAGCCGGGAUGAGGGCGGCGAGGCGGGGCGGCCCGCUGGCCCUGCGGAUGCUGCCGGUGCUGCUGGUGCUGGCCGUGGCGUGCGCGGCGCGCAGCGCCGACGAGCCCAGCAACAUGUCCUACGUGAAGGAGACGGUGGACGGGCUGCUGCACGGCUACGACAUCCGACUCAGGCCCGACUUCGGAGGGCCGCCCGUCGGUGUGGGCAUGCGGAUAGAGAUCGCCAGCAUCGACGUGGUGUCCGAAGUCAACAUGGAUUACACCCUUACCAUGUACUUCCAGCAGUCCUGGAGGGAUAAAAGGCUUUCUUAUUCUGGAAUACCUCUGAACCUAACACUGGACAACAGAGUGGCUGACCAGCUCUGGGUGCCUGACACAUAUUUCCUAAAUGACAAGAAGUCAUUUGUCCAUGGAGUGACAGUGAAAAACCGAAUGAUUCGGCUCCAUCCAGAUGGGACAGUCCUUUACGGUCUGCGGAUCACAACAACAGCUGCUUGCAUGAUGGAUCUACGCAGAUAUCCUCUGGACGAACAAAAUUGCACACUAGAAAUUGAAAGUUAUGGAUACACAACCGAUGAUAUUGAAUUUUAUUGGAAUGGAGGAGAGUCUGCGGUAACCGGAGUUAGUAACAUUGAGCUCCCACAAUUUUCUAUUGUUGAUUACAAGAUGGUAUCAAAGAGAGUGGAGUUUACAACAGGAGCAUAUCCUCGGUUAUCACUUAGCUUCCGGCUCAAGAGAAAUAUUGGCUACUUCAUUUUGCAGACCUAUAUGCCUUCCACAUUGAUCACAAUUCUGUCAUGGGUAUCUUUUUGGAUCAAUUAUGAUGCCUCUGCAGCCAGAGUUGCUCUAGGGAUCACAACUGUGCUGACCAUGACCACCAUCAGCACCCACCUCAGGGAGACUUUACCAAAGAUUCCCUAUGUCAAGGCAAUAGAUAUUUACCUGAUGGGAUGCUUUGUGUUUGUGUUUCUGGCCUUACUGGAGUAUGCCUUUGUAAAUUAUAUAUUCUUUGGGAAAGGACCCCAACGUCAAAAAAAGACAGCAGAAAGGACAGGACAUGCUACAGGCGAGAAGAGCAGACUGGAAACAACUAGAGUCCAGGUUGAUCCCCAUGGAAAUGUGCUGCUUAACCCACUCGACAUAAGAAAUGACUUCAGCAGCUCAGGCAUGUUCACAAGUCUCCGUGACACCCAAGCCACCACGUAUACAUACGACAGCACCAGCCUGCAGUACAGAAGAGCCACUUCCAGCAGAGACCUCUACAGCAGGAGUGCUCUGGACAGGCACAGGCUUCAUAAAAAGGGACGCUUACGAAGAAGGGCAUCCCAGAUCAAAGUCAAGAUCCCUGACUUGACUGAUGUUAACUCCAUAGACAAGUGGUCCAGGAUGGUCUUUCCCAUCACGUUUAUUCUUUUCAAUGUUGUUUACUGGCUGUAUUAUGUACACUAAUUUAUGCAAUAAUGUUAUAAUACACUAACACAUCUGGACUUGUUUGUUUUCCUUCUCAAUUUUGUUAACUAUUAAGGACUGAAGUAGCCAUGUUACAUUUUCAAGGUGAAAUACCCAGCCAUUGAUUACUUCUAGGUUUAAACUUUUAAAGCAAACAAACAAACAACAACAACAAAAUACAAACAGACAUCAUAUUCAGAUCAGAAUAGUACAAAACUGCUCUCAAAGAGCGAGGUUGGACACAUGGCUCCUGAGGUGUUGCUUCUGCCACUGUCAGAGCUCAGAUUAGGCUAAUAGCCACUGCAUAUUGCCAGACAUAACCCCAGCCAAGGAGCUGCAGGCAAGAUGCCAGCAAGGUGCAUGCAGCUAAGGAGCAGUCGGUUGGUCAUCUCCUAUCUGUAUCAAGUCCCUUCCCCUUCCUUAUUGUCAGCUUUUUCCUAAUAGUGUUUAUAUUAAUUUACCUAACAUAGCAUUUUAUUGAAACAUAACUACUAUAAGUUAAAUUUUAUUUUGUGUUGAAAGUAUUUCAUACUUUUAGGAAACUCAAGAUAUACAACUCAAUAUGGCCUAUGUAAGUACCAAGACUAUCAAUCAUCUACAGAAAGAAACACUGAUCAGGACAGUAGGCAGCAAUAUGCACAUGUAGACAUUAGUAAGGAAUACAAAUGUGCAGUCUGGAAAGCUUCUUAAUCAGUUCCUCAUUGACUGGUGUAAGGUCUACUGAUGACCUUAUCACUAGUUGACAUUACAACUUUGCACUCGGAAUGUAAUAAUAAAAGAAACAUUAUUGAAUGUUAACAUUUGUCACAUCUCACCAGAACUGAACCUCUUUACAGAUCAGGACGCACUGCCUCUUCCCUUUGUUUGUGCAGCAGGCCUCUACAGAAAGAGACUAGAAUGAUAAAUCACUAAGCCAGAAAGGCAAUAGCUUUAAUGCAUUCAUUACAAAAUAUGUGAGGCUGCAAAACAGGCAUUUGGCAUUGCUUAUCCAGGUUGAUCCUUUAGUCUAUCAGUUUUGUUGUGAGCUCCAAAGUCCCCGUCUCAUCCCAGGUUCAAAGGACAUCAGGUCCAAUUUGAGAUGAUUCAGGAUAAUAUUAAUACAGUCAAAUGAGGGUACAACUCUUAUGAUUGUGCCCACUCUAAAAUAAUUCCAAAUAUUCCCUAAGUACUGCCCCACAUCAUCAGACUCAAACUGGGGCAGUGUAAUUACUUUUUUAGUAAAAUUUUUAAAAUGCUUAGACCAAGAAUACUUUAAUGACAACUAAUAAUAAUACAUUGGUAUCUUGAAAUAAAUAAUACAUAAAACAUAUGGAAGUCUUGCAUGCUAAGCAAGCUGAAUGUUUCAUAACUGCAAGAAAUAGCUCCAGGAGAGCAACGGUAGUAAGACCAUAUUUGCUGUCCAUUUAAAACACACACCCCAUUACGUGGUUUUGAAUUUAACAAAUUGGCAUUAGAGUAUACAAGCAGAGAGACUAAGUCAAUGAGCCAGUGAACUUGCAGACCUCUAAACCCCUCAGGAUGCAAUCUCUCUUCAGAUGCAUUUUUGGAGAGGUUUUGUUUGCUUCUUUUCUGAUGUUUGUUUGUGGUGUUUUUUGUUGAUGUUUGUUUGUUUGUUGUUGUUUUGUUUGUUUUUUUGUGUGUGUGUGUGUUGUUUUUUUUAAUAGAUUGGUACUCAUUACACAUCAUGUUGCCAUACUUUGGCUCAGCACUAACUAUCUCAGUAUUUAGGAGAAUAAUGGCUGUGAUACUUUAGAGAUCACUACAUACUUCUCUUUUACAACAGUAGUUUCUCUAUGUGCUACAGAACACCAGUAAAGCCUCCUUUGAAGUUCUAAAGUACCUUCAGUGUGAGGUUGAACCCAGGUUCCUCUCAGCAUCAGACCAAUAUCCACCAAUAACUAUAACUUUGCGUACACAUACCCACCUGUUGCUGUCAGCUAUAAAGGUACCCAACCUCAAAGGCAGUCUGCAACCCACUCCUAAAAAAUAGCACCUGAUUGUUACAGCACCCUAUUGUUACACUCAAGACCAUCUAAAUCAAAAGAGAAAAUAGCAAAAAAAAAAAAAGAAAAAGAAAAAAAAAGCUUUCAGAUGUUCCCCCACUCCUGUUAACCUCUCUCCAGCCCAACAAUACAAGGUCAAUAGAUUGGGCAUCCCUAAGGACAGAGGAGGAAGAAAGACCACAAAGACAGAAGUAAUAACUAAAGUAUAACAGACUCAAAGACAGUUUUGUGGUUAUACCUGGAAAUAAACUCAAAGGCAGCAAUACAUUCUGCAAAUUUGUAAUGUAAGAUGUGAAAGACAGCUGUCAGUGACCCAUGUUUUUGUAUUAACUGAUUUCCCAGAGAUAUUCCAAGGCAGAGCAUAGGUCAGUAAUUUAAUCCUGCUAUUCCAGUGGUGUGGAGACAGAGACAUUACAAUUUCUCCUGUGGAUAUUUAGGAAGAGCUAACAUCCAAUGCAAUACUGAAACAAGAACUUAAGUAAUAAAAAGGGAUGCUUUGCCUUCUGUUUUAAGAUUGAAGGUCUGCUUUAAUGGUCUUCAACAUAUUUUCUUUUAGACUCAUAGCAUUUGGAUACACAUAGUUUCUACCUCAUGUAUCAUCCAGUUAGUUCAUAAAAGUGCUAGCAUGUGGGCUAAAAGCAGUUACAUGUACAGUGUCAAGAAAAAAAAAGAAAAAAAAAAAAAAAAAAAAAAAAAAGAAUACGGAGCUGAGGAAAGUUCCCUAACUAGGAGCUGUGUAAAUGCAAUACUCCUUCAAAGUGGCAUGUUCCGGAAUAGCAGGGGUCCAGCCUAAUGCUUCAGGAGUCCCUUGGUGCAUGGCACUGACGGGAACCCCAGCCCCAAUGCAGGUUUUGUACAGCAUGCACCAAGCCCUGGCUGUGCUGGGGGCUGGAAGCCACCAUCCUGAGUGAGGAAACAGCUGCCGGCCCUCAGCAGUAAGAUUUGCAGCAGGGGCUAAUAGCCACAUCACACACAUGGGCAAGCAAUAUCUUACCCCAGAGCCAGCAUCUCCUGUCUCCCACUGAGCUCCUGUCAGCAUAUUUAACCAUUCUGGUAGGGAAAACAGAAUUUUGUGUAGAAGCUUGCAAAGCAUGACUGAUUUAAACAAAAACCUCUUUCUAACCUUAAAAGAGAAUUAAACCAAAACUGGGGAAUAGGGUGCAUAACCAUAACUAGCACAUUUUAUUUUUUCCAAUAGUUUUUAUAAAAAAAGAAAAAAAAACGCAGAACACUUCUCACUUGAGAGCAAUAGCUUGGCAGCAAGGAAAAGGCAGUGGUUAUUAGAGGCACAGGAUGGAAAAGAGGAGCUAUAUAUAGGGUACCCGUGUACUUUGCCAUCUGGUGUUAGAAGUUAGUGAGUACAAAAGAAACACAGCUCUUCCCAUGAGUAGGCUGGAGUCAUCUGAGUGGCUUUAAACAAUAAAAGUGAAUAACAGACACUUUACUGCUAAGCUCCAUCACUGCUAUAUUUUGGGAGUUAGUUUGCAUGCCCUCAGGAGCAGACUUCAAGCUCAGUGUAGAUAAGGUGCUAUUGCUAUUAGAUUUCAGCUAGGCCCCCCUUACAAUUUGUGCUGCUGUUUCAUGCAAUUCAUGAAUUUGAACAUAUUUAAAUAAACUUGUACUGGAAGUCCUUUUUAGAUAGCUUUCCCAAGGAUAAGAUCUUCUGUCCCUGGGUGUGUGCAUGCAUGUGUGUCUACCUGGGAGUCUGCCAAUAAUAUUUGACUCCACUAGCAGUUUUAACCAAAAGGUAACAGAAUAGUAAGGAUCUGUGAGGUAUUAUAUUCUUACAAGUUGCACCUAAACAGGUAGCUGCAGAUAGGGCAAAACUCCUGUUAAUCCAUCCCUCUUUUCUGGAAGAAAGGGAACUGCAGCCUUAUUAGCCAUCAGAGAAUCCGUUUGGUGCUUCAGUUCACUACCCAGAUCCACAGAAAAAUGGGGUUCGUUGGUUCUUGUACUGUUAAAACUAUUUUUUUCAGAGUUAUAGCAAUCUGUUAAUCUCAUUCUAAUCUUACUUCUCUUCAGCACUGUCCCACUCGAUUAUGAAUGAAAUGGCCAAGGGCUAACCCAGCAGGUAGCCUCUCUGGAGCACAUAGCUCUCUGAGAGCAGAGAUGAUUAAUCUGAUGGUUCACAUCUUGGUCUGUUUUGACCUCGUUAACAAUACAUCACCUGAUGCUAGGAAUCUUUCCCCCCAAACAGUCCACCACCAAAGAAGUCCCUGUGAACCUGGAGUAGCUUGCAGUUAGAAAAGGCUCCAGCCCUUCCAGUGCCUUUCAUCACUAUUAAUUUAGCUGAUUAAUCUGAAGGUAAGAAACAGCCAGAGCUUCUCUAUGUUAUGACUCCCACUGGUGCUAGCAAAUAUGGUGAGUACCUUUGAGUAAAAUUCCCGGCUACAGACAGCAGGAAGGGUUUAACACCCAGUAUAUUAUCCUCCAGAAACCAGCCUAAAAUACAAGGUUCUGCUCUUGCAAUGACCUCUCCAACAGACUGGCCUGGUGAGCCCUGCAUGGAGCUGUUUUGAAACCCACAGGAUUGUAAAGGUCCACAGGAUGACUCUUUGUGAGAUUUGUCAGCUUCUCCAUGUUUUGGCAGUGUGUUUUUUGUUUGUUUGUUUGUUUUGUUUUUGUCUGGAGGGGUCUUGAAGCAGGUAUAAAUCACAAACAUGCAGAGGGAAUGAAGUAUACUGACAAAUUUAAUUGAAGUAGAUUCAAAAUAAUAAAAACUAUAGACUAACGGUGCACUUAUGGAAGCAUGCUCUAGUAGCAGAAAAGGAAAAAUAAUCACUUUUUUCUAAUACUUUAUUAUGUAUAUUAAUUCACAAUUCAAAGUGUUAGUAAAGCGUGUAUACUUCAGAA